AUGCAACACCCGAGCAAUCAGCAGAUUCAGCCCAUUGACUCAUUGACGCCAUUCUUGGGCGGCAAGUGGUGGAUACGGGCCCGAGUAACGGACAAGUCGGAUGUGCGCACGUGGAAUAAACCGACGUCGCAGGGAAAACUGUUUUCCUUUACGCUCAUUGACGAAUCUGCAUCUAUCCGCGCGACGGUCUUUAACGACGCCGUUGACCUGUUCAACCCGCUCAUUGUGAACGGCCAGGUGUAUUACCUCAGCGGUGGCCAAGUGAAAAACGCAAAUCGCAAGUUCAGCAACGUGAACAACGACUAUGAGCUGACGUUUGAUAGCUCGAGUCAGAUUUCUUUGGCGCGGGAUCCCAGCAGCGCGACAAUUCCACUGCAGCGGUACAACUUUUUGCCUAUCGCCAUUCUCAAGCAGCGGGAGGUGGGGUCGCUUGUGGAUGUAUUGGCGGUGGUGCUGUCGGUGGAGGAACUGAGCUCCAUCACGCAGAAGUCCACUGGAAGGGAGUUGAUCAAACGGAACGUGAAGGUGGGAGACAUCACAGCCGCCGUUGAGGUGACGCUAUGGAACGACCAGGCGAAGGAGUGGGCAUAUUCUCCGGGUACUGUGUUGGCAAUGCGCCAGCUGAAGGUGGGCAGCUUUGACGGCGUAACGCUCUCUGCAACAUUUCAAUCCGCAUUCGACGUGAAUCCAAACAUUCCUGACGUAAAAAAACUUGCUGAGUGGUACAUCUCCACCGGCGGACGCGAUGUUUCUUCGCUCUCUUCCUUGGGUGUGGGGGCUGGCAACAAUGCAGGCGGGGAGAACUACCGUGGUCGGAAGUAUUUUGACGACAUUUCCGCGGAGGGACUCGGCCGUGGCCCUAAGGCAGACUUCAUUGAUGUCCGUUGUGUGCCGGUGUAUCUGAAGCAGGACGCGCAGUGGUACGACGCCUGCCCACAAUGCAACAAGAAGGUGACAUUGGAAGGAGCUCAGGGUGAACGCUACCGCUGUGAAAAGUGUGACCGGCAGGUGGUUCCCACGCAGCGUUAUCUUGUCUCCAUUCAGGCAUCCGAUAAUGUUUCCCAGAAGUGGCUUACCCUCUUUAAUGAGGCGGGUGUGGAGUUCUUUGGCAUGCCAGCCACCGAGCUCAAGAAGCAGCAGGAGGCGGACCCCAUGUUCGUCACAAAAAUUGCGCAGUUGCGGAUGAAUCGCCCGGUGCAAAUGCGACUGCGGGUAAAGGAGGAGAGCUCUUCCAGCGCAGCUGGUGGCGAAGAGUCUGACCGUGUGCGUCUUACGGUCAUGCGUCUGAACGAAUUUAUGCCGCUUGAUACCGUUUCCGAGGAAAAGCGCCAGGCGAUGGCAGCCCAACUGAAGACAGAGUGUGAAGAAAUGGUCCGGUGCAUAGAGGCCUAUUUGUAA
Trypanosoma cruzi is the source of this 1398-nucleotide messenger RNA. RefSeq names its product replication factor A, 51kDa subunit, putative. The record is from RefSeq and is a predicted model, not a curated record. Gene Ontology annotation, biological process: nucleotide-excision repair; meiotic cell cycle; telomere maintenance via telomerase. Lineage: Eukaryota; Euglenozoa; Kinetoplastea; Trypanosomatida; Trypanosomatidae. Gene Ontology annotation, cellular component: DNA replication factor A complex; nucleus. Gene Ontology annotation, molecular function: damaged DNA binding; single-stranded telomeric DNA binding. The transcript has a single exon. Bases 1 to 1398 code for a protein of 465 amino acids.